This is a messenger RNA of Lytechinus pictus (painted urchin), 3645 nucleotides long. RefSeq names its product organic solute transporter subunit alpha-like. NCBI's taxonomy places the organism in Eukaryota, Metazoa, Echinodermata, Echinoidea, Temnopleuroida, Toxopneustidae. The coding region runs from base 642 to 2039 and encodes 465 amino acids. Gene Ontology annotation, molecular function: transporter activity. The record is from RefSeq and is a predicted model, not a curated record. Gene Ontology annotation, biological process: transport. Gene Ontology annotation, cellular component: membrane. The transcript is spliced from 9 exons.
ACUUCUCCGAACGGCAACAUUCUAUAUGGGGCUGUCUGAUUAAAAGGCCCAUACAAUACUACAUGCAGGGAUAAAAUUCUUUAUGCAUAUAAUGCUUUGUUUACCCCGUAUAAACACACAUCCAGGAGAAGUGAAUGGCCGGGGACCACAUGUUAAAAGGUGUCUACACCAACUGAAAUUUCUUCAUAUUUGAUUUAGGAAUCAAAGCGACAACACCUAUUGCUUAUCAUCGGAACGAGAUGAAGAGCUAACCCGAAGAACCCCGUGGAAAGUUGUUGACCGAUCAAACCUUAAAGACCUUGCACUGCUGAAAACGUGUCAAAGGAAAACCAGCAGACUCAAGAAAGGAAACAAUCACAUGCAUUGUUUCGAUUAAGAGAAACAUUUCAUCUUUCCAAUUAGAUUAACAGGUGCGGCGACCCAAUCUCGUGCCCUUGUCUAUGAUUAUGAUUGCUUUUUCAACUUUUCAUUUGCCUAAAUAAUCGGGAGUAGUAUAGUUGACAGGACGUGUCCCUGGAGUACACACCGACAUUUUUUAUUACUAACCCACUACACACAUUUGCAUAAGCCAAAACUCACGCACAGUAAUUUGGUCGCUAAAAACUGAAGAGGAUCUUUCUGAAAGCGGUCCAGACUUCGAGAUGGAUGACUAUACCGAAAUGAUGAUGGUGACCAACUAUAGCAAUGCCACUCCUGGUCCAGUCUUACCGGCCUGUUGGCCAGUCCUUGUUGACCCUACGACAUCAGAACUUCUGAAUACGAUAGGCGGGGACCCCAAAUUUCUUGGGGUGAUGGGGACAGCCAUUGCCCUGACUGUUUUCAAUGUCGGCAUGUACCUCGAGACUCUAUGGUUUCUUUGCAGAAAGAUACCAAGCAGAAGAAAAAUACAGCUCUCAUUCAUCAUGGGUAUAUAUCCAGUAUUCUCAGUUACUUCUCUUCUAGCUAUGUUCAUCCCAAGAGCUUCGAUUAUUACAGGGUUCACAGCUCAUGUAUACUUUUCUUUGGCGCUUGUUCAGUUCAUUAUGUUGUUGACUGGUUACUAUGGUGAUAAAGAUAAGAUGUUAAGGAUAUUAGAUGGUACAAUUAUUCCACUGGCCACGCCACCGCUCUCUAUGUUCUGUGUGUGCUGUCUACCAAAAGUUCCAAUUAAUAAGUUUACGCUUCCCAAAUUCGUGAAGUUAAUUCGUGGUUUGGUGCUUCAGGUUGCCAUCAUCAAACCUCUUUUCUACUUUCUUGGUGCUAUCUUAUGGCUCAAUGGAUCAUUCAUUCCAGGCGAUUUUUCAAGUUCUGGAACCUACUUGUGGUUCAACGUCAUCUAUAUUGUCUCGACACUCUUCGCUCUCAACGGCAUCAUCAUCUUCUACAGGUUGUCAAAUGAACCGCUCAAGGAAUACCACCUUACGCCGAAAUUCUUCACCGUCCAGCUCACCCUCAUUCUCACAAACGUCCAGUCUUUCACCAUUGGUAUCUGCGCCAUCACAGGGGGUAUCGCCUGUAAGCCACCCUUCCAUCCGGGCUUGAGGGCGCUGUACAUCGAUAGUUUACUCAAUAUCAUCGAGAUGUUUCUCUUCAACAUCUUCGCUACCGUCUGGUACCGGAGAAUGAAAGGCAACAUGGGUCGUGACCAACUCCUUGAAAGGCGCGACUACGCCAGACUAAGCCAGAACUCAUACCGUCAAGAUGCAGCCAAACAGAUCGCUCUGGGUGACGAAAACGACAACAAGACCGAUCUCGCUCUUUACAAACCAGACGUCGGGAGGAAUACCACACAAAAUGGCGGCUCGUCUGUUCACCUGGAGGGAGAUAAUCCAUGGCAUCAGUUUGGCAGUGAGCAUGAAAGCGAGCAGAAGCAGCCGUUUCUUCAUGUGGUUGCAAACCAGCCGAAUGGAAGUGUUGCAUGUAAGGUGACCAAUGAAACUUCUCAACAGCAACCAUCACCGCGAAAUAACUUUCAGGAAGAGACUGUCGAAAGAGGCUCAAUCAAGUCAGGGUCAAUUCCGUGGAGUGGUUCUGGGUCAGACAGGGAGACGGAUGUCUAGGAUCGGAAUUACAAAUCCACCGGUUCAAAUCCCACACAGGACUUUAUGCAAUCACUUUCUUUGACGCCGAGAUGUUUCAGAAUACUUUUGCCAUCGCCGAAACAGCAUUAAUCGUCUCUUGAGCUCGUCGUGCUUGCUAAUCAACACAUUAAAAACUUGAUGAUUCUUAUGCAAACUUUUUUCGUUUCCAUAUGUUUGAGGAAACUGCUCUCCAAAAUUCAGCUCUUAUCAAGGACGUAAAAUCUUCCUUUUGUUUACGUUACCGGACCUUACAGCUUAAUAAAGUUCCCGCUCUUACACAGCAAAAUGGCAAAUGUUUGUAUAUUUAUUAACAUUCAGAUUAUUUUAUGCUAUCUAUACCAAAAUUCACUUUUAUAUCCUAUCAUAAGUAGUGUUUUUUACAUUUUGUAAUUUUGAAAAUGUUUUUGGCAGAUGACUAGCAUUCAUUACUGACGAUGGAAUGAAAGACAUCUAUAAAUAUAAUUAUAUUGAAACAGUUGACAUAGUCCUGAACCCGUUUUCAGCUUUUAUAUGAGAAAAUGGUUUGAUUGAUAAUUUAUUAUAUAUAAUGCCAAUCUCUGCAUAUGAAAUGGUAAAUUUUAAAUUGACCAUUAAAAUUUAGAAAAAUGUAGUUUUUGUACUUUCACAUUCCUUACUGUUAUUUUUCACAGAUAUACUGACCAAAAUGUUAUGAUAUUUUACAGACAUUAAUAUCCGCAUCACAUCGAAUUCUUUCAUGUAUAUGAUGUAAGAGAGAUAGCGCUUGUUCAUGGUUGUGGAUCUUUUGAAGAGGCUUGGUACCCGUGUUAUGCAGUAGAGUAUUUAUGUUAGAAUAUCACCUGGUAUUUAUCAUCACUUUUCUGAUGGAAUCAGUAUUGCUUGCGCGAUUUGUGUAAGGAGGCUUACUAUAAUGAUGAAAAUAUUUCAAGAAUCGAUUUAACAGCGGUAAGAUGUCAACCUGAGUAAGUGAUUCGAAAUCCUUUUUGUGAAAGUUUUCGAAAAAUUAUUGAAUUUGAUUUAACUUGAUUUCAAAUCUUUAAAUUUCUCCUAAACAUUACUGUUAUACUAAAAGAGGGUGAUAAAGGGAAUAUUGACAACCUGAACUUAGAGGAUCUCGAAGCAAAAUACAUGUACAUUUUGGUUUGCAUGGAAUGUGGAUGACGUACCUUAAUACACAGCUAUUGUUUUAAGUGCCUUAUACGUCUCUUUAUAUCCAUAUCAAUUUUGAAAUAAUCCAUAUGCCGUUCAAAUAUGAUUGAUUAAUUAAGUUAUAUGAUUUUCCAGGUAUAACAAAUACAAAUAUAAUAUUUAGGGCAUCAAAAUAUAUUAUCAGAAUAGAUAAUUCUACGACAAAAUUUGAAUAUUACAUCAAGACGUUAAAUCCAGGGUAAAAAUGGCAUAAGCGCCUUGAGCACUUUGCAAAGUAGAUACGUGCUCUACAUAUUAAUUUCCAUUAUUAUUGUCAAUGAUAUUCAUCAUGGAUAAAGUCGUUAAUAAAUUAUUUCCUAUCUAGACUGACAGUUUAGAAAUUUUCAUCAGCUCGUCAUCAUUAAUGAUAAAACACACCUGAACAGAUCAAAUAAAUUCAAUGAUUGUUAUACUACAA